AUGCCAGGCAUUGUUACUGCAGUUUUACAUGCGCAAGAUAAGACGCCGUUGUACCCUCUUGGGGGGUUAAUUGCAAGUGGCAUGGGUAACAAGCAGUCCUUACCUACGACUAAUGGAUCCCCUUCGCAUCUUCCUGUGGACAAUGACUAUGCACUCUUCCCUCUGAGCGCAAAAGACAACAUAAUGUUCAAACCAGGGACGUUUGACCCGGAGAUUUUGGAGCAUAGUGAGCGCCUUAACGCGCCAUACCCGCUCUCCGAAGUAUCACAGUUUGCGGCGCUGUGGCUCCCUAUCUGGAAGCAGAAGUGGGCGGCGCAUGUUCUAGCACCUGUGAUGUUUGCUCUUGUGGAGGAUGACCCAUUCUUUGUGGCUACUGAACAGGAAAUUGAAACCUGCGUACGGGCCUUUAAGAACAGUGCCCGUGUGGAUGGAAGCCUGAUUCCAGGCGCGCCUCAUUGUGUGGAACUUAGCCAUUGGUCGCAAGGCUGGUAUGCUCGAUGUUUUGGAUUCGCCAUGGAAUGUGCUGCCGGUUUUGCUAGCUCUACCUAG
Aspergillus pseudotamarii is the source of this 549-nucleotide messenger RNA. RefSeq lists its product as uncharacterized. Lineage: Eukaryota; Fungi; Ascomycota; Eurotiomycetes; Eurotiales; Aspergillaceae. The transcript has a single exon. The record is from RefSeq and is a predicted model, not a curated record. Bases 1 to 549 code for a protein of 182 amino acids.